ACCUAUCGAUAGUCGAAGGCAUUGUCAAAUCUCAGCUCUACAAGUUAAUGAUUUGCUGUUCACCUCGUACUUAGUACUUGAGCGUGGAGUUUGGAUUCUGCCCUCCACACCGAUUAACAUAAUUUGAGUAGCUUCGGGUAGCUGAGCCUUUCAUUCUGGCCUGUGAGCGAGUAUUCAGUCAACUUUUACCUGCUGUCACCUUCUUGCUCCUAAUAGAGUACAAAAUGUUAACUCUCUUUGUGCUUUUGCUCUGCAUAACAUCUUCAUUUUCUGCUUCUACUAGAGGUGCUGGUGCUGCUGGACCCAGGCUGAACAAUGAUCGGUUGUACAAAUUCAGCUACACCACUGAGGUGCUGGUGGACAGGGCAAAGGGGUCAAAAGAUGGCAAUGCCGGCUAUAGGAUAUCCAGUGACGUGGAUGUCAACUUAGUGUGGAGAGACCCCAGCAGCAAGGACGACCAGCUCAUACAACUUGUGAUCUCAAACGUGAAGAUAGCAAAUGUGGCCCCACGCUCAGCCAAGAAGAACAUAUUCCAGGGCGCCACAACGCAAAGCCUUCUCGGAGAGAAGAAGCUGGCAGCACUGGAAAGGCCGUUCAUGGUGCACCUGAAAAACGGAAAGGUGAGCAGCUUUUACAGCUAUAAGGCGGAGCCUGCUUCCAUUAAGAACUUGAAGAGGGGUGUGGCCAGCCUGCUACAGGUGCAAUCCAGAUCUGGGAAGGUCAUAGAGAAUGAUGUGUCCGGGAGGUGUACGGUAGAGUACAAGGCUGCCCAGGGCCAGGUGACAAGGACCAAGGCUUUGGAGACCUGCAAGACCGCAGAGACCGGCUUCACCACCUACAUUCAGGUCCUGGGCGUGAGUGGGGAGUCCAGCUCUGUCACUGUUUUCACCCUGGAGGAUGGCUUCAUUAAGUCAGCCAUAGCCAAGGAGACUCACAUCUUAGCAGUCAAUGCACGCCGCACCACCGCAGCUAAAAUAGUGUCCAGGCAAAGCUUGACACUGGUAACAAUUGAGACUGGGCCGUUUGAAGCUGCUGGGAAGAAUGUCGCCAGUGUUGUCAAAUCACUGGAUGAGAAAUUGUUUGCUGUUGGUGUGGCAGCUGAGAAGGUCAAAUCCCAAUGCAAGGGCUGUCAAUCGCUGUUUGAGCACUGGCAGGCAGUCCAGAAGCAGUUUGAACCAGAUAGCUUGUCAAAGGCCAUCGCUCCCCGAAGCUUCCUGGCUCUCAUCCAGAGCAUAAGGAAAGCCUCCAAGGACGAGAUCCUCCAAGUGCUGAAGAGCUCCAGCAAGACUGCCCUACCUCAGGUGGUGGACGCCGUGACCUCGUCCCAGACGCCCGCAUCCCUGGACGCCAUGCUGCAGUUCCUCAACUUUGCCGACCCCAAAGGCCUGGUUUUGCAGGAGAGGUUCCUGUACGCCUGCGGCUUCGCCUCGCACCCCAACGAGAGAAUGCUCCAGGCUUUGGUGGACAUUUCAAAGGGCAAGAUUGGCAGUAACGACAUCAAAGAAUCGGUGGUGAUCAUCAUGGGUGCCCUUGUGCACAAGCUCUGUCAGAAAGGAGGUUGUGAGCUACCAACUGUGGUUGAGGUGAAGAAGAUGAUUCUGGAAGGUCCCGACAGUACACAGGCAGAGUCAGACGUUCAGAUGUACCUGCUAGCGCUGAAGAACUCCCUGUUGCCCGAGGCCAUUCCCCUGUUUUCCAAAUACGCUGAGUCGGAGGUCGGGGCCUACUGCACCAUCUCCCUCACAGCCCUGCAGAGAUACGACGUCGCUCUCAUCACAGACGAGGUGAAGCAGACAGUGAACCGAGUUUACCACCAGAACCGCCGGGUCUACGAGAAGAAUGUGAGGGCAGCAGCCGCGGACGUGGUCCUCAGCAGCAACCCCUCAUACAUGGAGGUGAAGAACGUGCUCCUGUCCAUCGGAAACCUGCCCAAAGAGUUGAACAAGUACAUGCUUUCCAAGGUCAAGGACAUCCUCCACUUUGAAAUGCCUGCCAGCAAAAUUCUACGGCAAGCCAUGAAGGACAUGAUCUCCCAUAACUAUGACCGCUUCUCCAAGGUUGGGUCAUCCUCUGCUUUCUCUGGCUUCAUGGCACGUACCGCUGAUGCCACUACCACCUACAGUCUGGACAUUCUGUACUCUGGCUCGGGGGUCCUCAGGAGGAGCAACAUGAACAUCUACGGAGCCAGUAACGGCGCCCUGCUACAUGGCCUCCAGGUGGCGAUUGAGGCCCAAGGCAUGGAGUCCCUGAUCGCGGCCAAGCCGGACGAAGGCGAGGAGGACCUGGAGUCCUUUGCUGGGAUGUCGGCCCUGCUCUUCGACGUCCAGCUGCGGCCUGUGACCUUCUUCAAGGGCUACAGUGACCUCAUGUCCAAGAUGUUCUCCAUGUCCGGCGAGCCCAUGAACGUGGUGAAGGGCCUGAUUUUGCUCACUGACCACUCCCAGGUCAUCCAGCUUCAGUCAGGGUUGAAGGCCAAUGCCGAGUUCCAGGGUGGUUUGGCCAUCGACAUCUCAGGAGGCAUGGAGGUCAGCCUGUGGUACAGGGAGUCCAAGACCAGCGUCAACAACAGGGGAGCCAUGGUGGUGACUGGGAAUGUGACCGUGGACAUGGACUUUGUGCGCACUGGGAUGGAGGUGAGCUUUGAGACAGAGGCGUCUCUAGACUUUAUCACCACGGUCCAGUUCUCAGAGUACCCUUUCCUGGUGUGCAUGCAGAUGGACAAGACCACCUUCCCCUUCAGUGAGUCCCUAACAAAAUAUGAGAGCCUGCCAUCGGGUAAGAGCUAUGUGUCGCGCAGGGGCAACAAGCAGCUGUUGCCUGGCUCGGAGUUCCCUCUCCACCAGGAGAACUCCAACAUGUGCAAGAGAGUGUUUGACUCAGACUGGUAGUCUUCUCCGGGUCAAUCCAUCUGUAAGAAGAUGGAAGAUCUUUUGCAGAGUGUAGAGAGUUAUGGGCCAACAACCCUAUUUCGUCAUUUCGUCAGUGUAAACAGCGUGUUGUAUGAGGCGGAUAAAUGGAUGCUAGCUAGCUAUGACCAUCGUAAAAUGGCAAAAGUGAACUGUCGUGUGCCUUUUUUGUUGAUCUGAUUGGAAAAUGCGUACAUUGUGUCAUCAGAGUUCAGUUUACUGCAAAAUCGCUAACUAGCGGCUAACUUGCUAGCUGUUUACUACUAUUUAUCUCCCUUUCGAUCCCACAACACAAUGCGUUAUUUACAGUGUGACAAUAGUGUAAUAGGGUUAUUCUUCGAAUGAGUCCUACUUGACAUUCUGGCUGGAGAGUUAUUUAUUGUUUUGUUUUUUUAAAGCUAUCCAGGAACACCUACUGUAUCACACCACAGGCAAAAAACAUUCAUGUUUACAUUCUUAAUUCAACGUUUUAUUUCAAAU
This is a messenger RNA of Coregonus clupeaformis (lake whitefish), 3386 nucleotides long. It is a transcript of the gene mttp, whose product is annotated as microsomal triglyceride transfer protein. The transcript has 17 exons. Gene Ontology annotation, molecular function: lipid binding. The record is from RefSeq and is a predicted model, not a curated record. Gene Ontology annotation, cellular component: basolateral plasma membrane; endoplasmic reticulum; Golgi apparatus. The coding region runs from base 225 to 2888 and encodes 887 amino acids. Gene Ontology annotation, biological process: cholesterol homeostasis; lipoprotein metabolic process; lipid transport. Lineage: Eukaryota; Metazoa; Chordata; Actinopteri; Salmoniformes; Salmonidae.